CCAGUCCAAAGGUAUGGUGUCUGUUGUAGAAAUGGUACCUUUUACCUUCAGCCAGCCACCUAACCCAUCCCUGCAGGCUGGGGUGGCAGUGGGUGAGGUGGCAGGAUUUCUGAACCACCUUGCAUAUCUCCCCAGACACUGAAUGUGACCUCUCUUGGGUGUUUCUAGCAUCUGCUGGACCGGAGGUGGUACUUGAUUACAGUGCUUCCUGAUAAAGAUGGCAGAGAUCUAGGCCAGUCUUUUGUGUUUAAAAAUAUUUUAACUUUCUUAGACUAGCUCUUCUUUUGGGAUUGAUACUAAGGCUGUUAGAGUUGUUUAGGUUUGUAUUUUCCUUCUAUACUCAUAAGCGAUGCCUUCCUGAUAGCCUGAUAUAAAGCACGGGAUCUAAUUGGCAGUUUAGAACUUAGUUAUUGUAGUCUCAGCUUAUUUUCGCUGACAGAUCUUGGUCUGAUUUAUCACUCCUGCUGCUGCAGUGCAUUGUAUAACGAAGCAUGUUCAGCUGAACAAUUCCAAUCGAUUUGGAGGACUUCCCUAAUGGAAUUGCUGGUUUUCUCAGAGAAAUACUUGGUUUUGUGACAUCAGCUCCUUGACAUCCAUGCCAUGUUUUAGUUUGUGCCUCAGCUGCUAGCUAUAGCCUCUCAAGGGAGCCAGUACCACCCGUGCCUGGAUACAUGAGCAGAGAUGUGAAAGAGAGAGACGGGGGUAACCAGUCUUCCAUUAAAUAUUUGCUCUUUAAUGUUGGAGCUGAUCCUGCCUAUUGUCCUUGGUAUCUAAUGGUAUUCAAACAGAGGCAUCCGUGGAAUAAAGGGGGAAAAUGUUUCAUUUCAUACCUACUACGUCGUAAAGCGUAAAGAAUUACAUGCUGAAGAAGCUAAAGAAUAAAACCCAAGUCAAUCUACCGCCGGGGAGCCAGAAGAUGGAGGAAGCUGUACCGAGUGAAUGGGCAUUUGUUUCAAGCCAAACGUUUUAACAGAAGAGCGUACUGUGGCCAGUGCAGUGAAAGGAUAUGGGGUCUCGGAAGGCAAGGCUACAAGUGUAUCAACUGCAAGUUGUUGGUCCAUAAGCGUUGCCAUAUACUUGUUCCACUGACCUGCAAAAGGCAUAUGGAUUCGGUCAUGCCUUCCCAGGAACCUCAGUUAGAUGAUAAAAACAAUGACGUUGGCCUCCCUUCAGAAGAAACUGAUGGAAUUCCCUACAUUCCUUCAAACCGGAAACAUGACAACAUUAAAGAUGACUCUGAGGAAAUCAAACCGGUCAUUGAUGGAAUGGAUGGAAUUAAGAUUUCUCAGGGGCUUGGACUACAGGACUUUGAUUUAAUCAGAGUUAUCGGACGUGGAAGUUAUGCCAAAGUUCUUUUAGUUCGGUUAAAAAAGAAUGAUCAAAUUUAUGCUAUGAAAGUAGUGAAAAAAGAAUUGGUCCAUGAUGAUGAGGAUAUUGAUUGGGUACAGACAGAGAAACAUGUGUUUGAACAGGCAUCCAGUAACCCAUUCCUAGUUGGUUUACAUUCAUGCUUUCAAACAACAAGUCGAUUGUUUCUUGUCAUAGAGUAUGUAAACGGGGGAGAUCUUAUGUUUCAUAUGCAACGGCAAAGGAAGCUUCCUGAAGAACACGCAAGGUUUUAUGCUGCUGAAAUUUGUAUUGCUCUAAACUUCCUCCAUGAAAGAGGCAUAAUCUACAGAGAUUUAAAACUAGAUAAUGUUCUUCUAGAUGCAGAAGGUCAUAUCAAGUUAACAGAUUAUGGCAUGUGCAAGGAAGGUUUGGGCCCUGGUGACACUACAAGCACUUUCUGUGGGACACCAAAUUACAUUGCACCAGAGAUCCUCAGAGGAGAAGAAUAUGGGUUCAGUGUGGACUGGUGGGCUCUCGGCGUGUUGAUGUUUGAAAUGAUGGCAGGAAGGUCUCCGUUUGAUAUUAUUACUGACAAUCCAGACAUGAACACUGAAGAUUACCUCUUCCAAGUUAUUCUCGAGAAGCCUAUCCGGAUUCCAAGGUUUCUUUCUGUCAAGGCUUCCCACGUGUUAAAAGGAUUUUUAAACAAGGAUCCCAAAGAAAGGCUUGGUUGCCAGCCACAGACAGGAUUUUCUGAUAUCAAGUCUCAUACGUUUUUCCGCAGCAUAGACUGGGACAUGCUGGAGAAGAAGCAAACCACCCCCCCGUUCCAGCCUCAGAUCACAGACGAUUACGGUCUGGAUAACUUUGACACGCAGUUCACCAGCGAGCCUGUGCAGCUAACCCCGGAUGAUGAAGAUAUAAUAAAGCGAAUAGAUCAGUCAGAGUUUGAAGGAUUUGAAUACAUUAAUCCAUUGUUGCUGUCAACAGAAGAAACGGUAUGAAGGAAUGACAUCUUUUUUGUGGACAGUGUGAAUGACCUUUAAAUUUAUCCUUAACCACAGUAUAUGCAUGCGAGGCUGGGGAACUGUAACAUUUUGGAUGGAGACCAAUGAUUUAAAAAAACCCCAACAAAUUGCUGCUGAAAAUCAAAGAAGAGAACAAUGAUUUUGGUGGGUGUCUUCUGCCACUUGGUGAUUCUGAAGUUCUGGGCACUGACACAACUGGCUUCAUUAAUGAAGGAAUUUGCAUUUUGUGCCUGUUUCAUGAAGGAUUGAGACAUUCAUUGCAUCCCUGGAAAAGGAGAUUCUGGAAAACUUUGAGACCCACACACUUCCUACAAACGCUUGAUGCAAUGAGCUACCAAUUGAAGAGUAUUACAGUGUAACAUCCUGAAGAAUAAAAUACAUUACAGUGGUGUUGAAGCUUA
Molecule: messenger RNA, 2758 nt
Organism: Strigops habroptila (Kakapo)
Lineage: Eukaryota; Metazoa; Chordata; Aves; Psittaciformes; Psittacidae
Gene: PRKCZ
Product: protein kinase C zeta
Exons: 15
Coding region: 1104-2333 (409 amino acids)
Biological process (GO): intracellular signal transduction; peptidyl-serine phosphorylation
Molecular function (GO): protein binding; protein serine/threonine kinase activity; ATP binding
Source: RefSeq, a predicted model, not a curated record